This is a messenger RNA of Spea bombifrons (plains spadefoot toad), 1560 nucleotides long. RefSeq names its product procollagen C-endopeptidase enhancer 2-like. The transcript has 9 exons. The coding region runs from base 60 to 1553 and encodes 497 amino acids. Gene Ontology annotation, molecular function: protein binding. The record is from RefSeq and is a predicted model, not a curated record. NCBI's taxonomy places the organism in Eukaryota, Metazoa, Chordata, Amphibia, Anura, Pelobatidae.
UCACACACACACCCCCACUAACAGUCCCAGCCGUUCGCACACAGUCUCUCCGACACACCAUGGGCUGCACGCGCUUUCUCAUCCUCUGUCUGUAUUUGGGGGUCUCCUGGGGGCAGAACCCUGACCCCCAAACUAACUACACCAGGCCGGUCUUUCACUGCGGAGGAGACAUUGUGGGGGAUUCGGGGUACAUCGCCAGCGAGGGCUUCCCCAACUUCUACCCCCACAGCCAAAAAUGUGUGUGGAACAUAACGGUCCCCGAGGGCCACGUCGUGGUGCUUACAUUCCGCCUGCUUGACAUCGAAGCCGACCCAGGCUGUCGCUACGACUACCUCAGCGUGUAUAACGGGCUGAGCCGGGGCUCGCAGCAGCUGGCACGCGUGUGCGGGACGUUCCGCCCGGGGGCCCUCGUGUCCACGGGGCCCAAUAUGAUGCUGGAGAUGGUAACAGACGAGGAGAACGCCGGCCGCGGGUUCCUGGUUUGGUACAGCGCUGCGUCCGCACAGGUCUCCGACAGUCAGCGCUGCGGGGGGACACUGGAGAAGCCGCAGGGGUCGUUCAGUUCCCCCAACUGGCCGGAGAACAAUUACCCGAGCGGCAUCAGCUGUUCCUGGCACAUCAUAGCCCCCCAGGAGAAGGUGAUCGAGUUGUCGUUCGGUAAGUUUGACGUGGAGGGCGACGGUUACUGCCGGUACGACUACCUGGCCGUGUUCAACGGAGGACAGACGGACAGCAACCAUCUCAUCGGGAAAUACUGCGGGGACACCCCCCCCAAGGCGAUAUACUCGGACUCUAACGAGAUGCUGGUGCAGUUCGUGUCGGAUCCCAGCGUGACGGGGGACGGAUUCGAAGUCACCUACAGGAUGAAGGACGCGUCUGAGGUGCCCAAAGUGCCCCCAGGAACCAAGCCCACCUCUGCCAGCGUUCCCGACUCCAAGCGCCCGCUGGGUACCCGGCAGCCCCCGAAACCAAAACUCACCCCGAAACCAAAACUCACCCCGAACGCCACCCCCAAGCCCACCCUCAAAGCCACGGCCGCGCCGGCUACAGAAGCCACAGCCAAGCCCACCCGGAAACCCAAGCCAACCAGAGCGGCCACGACAGCCGCCCCCACUGCAACAGCGCGCAGGCUCCGCCUUUCUCACCACCCAACGAAUGUCGUUUUAGGCUCCGGAUCCCGCGGGAAAUGCCCCGAGAAAUGCCGCAAGACGGGGACGCUGAGCAGCCAUUACUGCGCCAACCAGUUCGUGCUGGCGGGAACCGUGAAGUCCCUGGUGAAAGGAGACGUGGAAAAAACACUGGUGGCCACCGUGGGCAUCAUCCACACCUACAAAACCGGAGACCUCAGCAUCCAGCAGGCCGGCAAGAGCAUGAGCGUCCGGGUCAUCAACGAGUGCCCCCGCUGCCCCAUCCUCAAGAGAGGCCAGAAUUACCUGUUCAUGGGGGAGGUGGAUGAGGAGGGAAGAGGCCGCAUCGGCCCGGAGAGUUUUGUCAUCGCUUACAAGGCAGCCCAACAUCAGAUUCUUUCAAACAUCGCCAAGAAGCCCUGCUAAAGAACCC